GCCAAUCUCCAUGUCGGGUCUUGGUUGCAUCUUAUUUUGUUAUGUGUUUUUUCAGCUUUGAAGACAUUUAGUGCUGCAGCAUCACUGACUUUCAGGUGCAGGCAGUAGACACUACAAUGUGUGUCAGUACUCUCUCCUCGAUCACGUCUUUUCCCCACAUUGAAAAUAGCGCAAGUCCGGAAAGCUGAGCUAUACAGGACUCGACCGGAGGACUUUUUUUCAGGAUUAACUCUGCAUCUGUGCUGUUUGUUUGCUAUUUUGGGUUACCAGAUUGGCUUCUUGAGGCGAGCACCAUUCCUGGGGGGAAAUAAAUACUCUGAGGGAUUUGACUGUCCUGGACCAAAAAUGUUUAAAUUACAAAACUGAAGUGGGGUAAUCCGAGCUGCUCCAGGAGCUGCAGGGCUGUCCAGUCUAGUGAAUACAGGCGUGCUUAACACCUAUCAAAACAUCAUCUGCAACAGUUAAAUGACUCUGGCUCACCGUUAGCGUCAACAAUGAAAGGGUUAUCAAGUAGCAGAAGCCACCAUCAUACGGUCAUAUGUGACCCAUCCUAUGACUCCCUGAUACAUCACCCAGACCAGAAGCCAUAUUUGUUAAACCCAGUGGAUGCACACCCAGCCGACCACCCCUACUAUGCCCAAAGGAACUCUUUUCAAACAGAAUGUAUGAUGCCCUACAAUGACCAGCUAGCUAGUAGCACCUUCCCCAGGAGGCACUACAGCUCCCAUCAUGAACUCAAGAACGAGUGUGCCAUGGUUCCGCAUGGCGUACCCAGCAAAGUUAACCGCAUUCCUGUCAACCUUUUGGAGCAGAUUGAACAGCAGAUUCCCAUUAACCGUGAUGGCUACCACACUCUCCAGUACAAGAGGACUGCGAUGGAGCACCGUAGUGAUAGCCCGGGGAGGAUACGGCAUUUGGUUCAUUCUGUUCAAAAGCUCUUCACAAAGUCUCACUCCCUCGAGGGGCCUUCCAAAGGGAGCAUAAACGGCAACAAGGCCAGCCCAGAUGAGCCCCCCACUACUAAACAUGGGAAGCGCAGUAAGAGCAAGGACAGGAGUAAGAUAGAAGUGAAGCCCAAGUCAAAUAUCUCAGGCUGGUGGAGUUCUGACGACAAAUUGGACAACGAUGUCUGUCUUUAUCAUGGUCCUUCUGGCAUCAUGACCAUGGGUAGAUGUCCAGACCGGUCUACUUCUCAGUACUUUAUGGAAGCCUACAACACUAUCAGUGAACACACCCUUAAAACAUCCAGGAGCAAUAAUGAUGUAAAAUGUACUACCUGCGCAAGUAUCCCCAUUAACAUGGAUGCACAGCUCAUGAAGAAAAGCUCUUGGUCAUCAACUCUUACGGUGAGCAGAGCACGUGAAGUCUACCAGAAGGCCUCUGUAAAUGUAGAUAAAACUGUAAUGAAAUCUGAGACUUGUCAGCAGGAGCGGUCAUGCCAGUACUUGCAGGUUCCUCAGGAUGAAUGGACCGGCUUUACUUCCCUCGGCAAAGAUGAUGAAAUCCCAUGUCGCCGGAUGCGCAGCGGCAGUUACAUAAAAGCCAUGGCAGAUGAUGACAGUGGAGACUCUGACACCAGCCCAAAGCCCACUCCCAAGAUUCAAGCACGAAGGGCAAGCUAUCUGAAGGCAACCCAGCCAUCCUUGACAGAAAUGACUACUCUCAAGAUAUCAACUGAGCAUUCUCCAAAACUUCAGAUCCGGAGUCACAGCUACCUGAGGGCGGUGAGUGAAGUUUCAAUCAAUAGGAGUUUGGACAGCCUGGACCCAGCAGGGCUGCUCACCUCUCCUAAAUUCCGAUCACGAAAUGAGAGCUACAUGAGAGCCAUGAGCACCAUCAGUCAGGUGAGUGAGGUGGAGGUGAACGGCCAGUUCGAGUCAGUCUGCGAAUCCGUGUUCAGUGAGAUGGAGUCUCAGGCGGUGGAUGCUUUGGAUCUUCCAAUGCCAGGCCUCUUUCGCAUGAGGAGCCACAGCUAUGUGAGGGCCAUCGAGAAGGGCUGCUCUCAGGAUGACGAGUGUGUGUCACUCCGGACCGCCUCCCCACCGCGCACAACCACCACAGUGAGGACCAUUCAGAGCAGCACUGUGUCAUCAUGCAUUACCACGUACAAGAAGACGCCUCCCCCAGUCCCCCCAAGGAUGACGACCAAGCCCUUCAUCUCGAUCACGGCCCAGAGCAGCACCGAGUCAGCCCAGGAUGCCUACAUGGAUGGGCAGGGGCAGCGAGGGGACAUCAGCCAGUCUGGCCUCAGUAACUCCACAGAGAGCAUAGAUAGUAUGAAAGCCUUGACUGCUGCCAUCGAGGCUGCCAACGCCCAGGUCCACGGCCCUGCCAGCCAGCACGUGUGCAACAGCACCGUUACAGUCACGUCCACCUCAGCCACAGCCAGCGAGAAAAGUGCACACCCCUCAGAGGAGAGCAAGAAAGAAGUGCUGAGGAAAAGCAAGUGCUUAUCCAUCGGAAUACAGGUUGAUGGACCUGAUGAUUCAUCUGAUGUGGAAGAAAACUCUCAUUUUUCAAAUAAGUUUCAGUCGGUGGGGAUCCAAGUUGAGGAGGAGAGAUGCUCUCGCAGGUUCACUCGAUCUAAUAGCGUGACAACGGCGGUUCAGGCAGAUCUUGGAGAGAUCUUGGUUGGCCUGGUGGAAUCUCCGGAGACAGACCCCCCCUCCUCCGACUCAGUGUCCAGGCAGUUUUCCCGGGAUGCCAGCACCUCCACCGUCAGCAUUCAGGGCUCAGGGAACCACUACCACGCCUGCGCUGUGGACGACGACUUUGAUGCCGGCUUCGACCCCUCCAUCCUGCCGCCCCCGGACCCCUGGAUCGACACUGUCACCGAGGACCCUAUGGAGGUGGUCCAGAGGUCUGUGUGUCACAGGGACGGUGGCUGGUUUCUGAAGCUGCUGCAAGCAGAGAUAGAUCGAAUGGAAGGCUGGUGCCAGCAAAUGGAGAGAGAUGAGCGUGAGAAUGACCUGCCUGAUGAAAUUUUAGGUAAGAUCCGGAGUGCAGUGGGCAGUGCCCAGCUGUUAAUCUCCCAGAAAUUCCAGCAGUUCAGGGAGCUGUGUGAAGAGAACUUGAAUCCCAAUGCACAUCCUCUGCCUACAUCGCAGGAUUUAGCAGGCUUCUGGGAUAUGCUGCAGCUGUCAAUAGAAAACAUCAGUUUGAAAUUCGAUGAACUUCACCAGCUCAAAGCAAACAACUGGAAGCCAUUAGAGGUUCCUAAAAAGAAGGAGAGAAGGAUGCCACCUCCUGUGCCAAAGAAACCCCUGAAAGGUUACCCUCCCCUGGCAAGGGACAGGUCCCUGGAAAGCACUGAGAAGCAGCGGCAAGAGGCAAGGAAAAGAUUGAUGGCUGCCAAGAGAGCCGCAUCCGUGCGACAGAAUUCAGCCACCGAGAGUGCAGACAGCAUUGAGAUCUACAUCCCUGAGGCCCAGACCCGUCUAUGAACCCCACAUGUACAUGUAUACACACACACACACACAAAGAGACAAGGAAUGGGUGCUUGUAAUAUACUCACUCUUUUAGGCCCUUCCACAGAAAAAAAAAGAAUAUUAACAAAAAUAAAGUUUAGUAUUCCUUUUACCUUUUCUUGUUCUCUCUCUCUGAUCAAUCGCACAGAGAUCAGGUUUAUUUCCACCUAUAUCAUGUAGUUGUUGAGCCCCCCCCCCCAGGUUUUGUGUGAUCCUACUUCUUAAGGUUUGCCAAUAGCAUAGCCACAUAAAUAUUGUACCACAGCUGCCAUGAAUAAUGUACAGCAUUCUGCUUUAUUUAUUUAUUUAUUUAUUUAUUGUUUGCUCUUUCUGUAAAAAAGAAAACAGGACAACAAAAUAUCCUUGUACAUGUCUCAUAAACACUCUGACCUUAGACAUCCUAACAACUAGCAAGCUAGUUGGUAGUUUGCAUACAGCAAUAGGAAACAACCAGGUAACUUGCCAUCAGUUAUGGCUGCACCGUCUUGUGGGCCUCUGCUAUUUAUGAAAGCUGAUUGGAUGAAGAACUUAGACUCAUUCAUCAGAGCAGUUGGGAGUACUUGAAUCAGCAAGUUUGAAACGCAAAAGUUACAAUCACAACCUGAGACGCAGAAUGGGGGAAAACGCAAAAAAAACAUCAUAGGGAAUAUGAAAGCUGCAGGAUCCUUGUACAUUAACAGAUCUCAAAACACAUUGAACUUGUAUGGUUCUUUAGUUUUGUUUUCACAAAGAUUGCCAUCCUACUGGAAGGACAUUGUGCUUACAUCACAUUUUAUCAACUAAAAUGAAUACAAAAAACCCACUUCAUAUGAGAUUAAGGGUUCCAUAUAAAUGAUCAGUGAUUUUCAUGUGUAGGAUACUUUCACUUGUCAAUAGUUAUUUCUAUGUUUGGUGAUCAUGCAUAAGCUUGUUAUUGUAAAUGCUUGAAUAUAAAGAAGAGGAAUGAUCUCUUUGCACUAACACUUCUGUUGUCAUCUGUGAAAUGUGUAUAAACAUAAUGAUUAAAAAAUGCAUAACUGAAAACCUUACUAACACUUUGUUAAACAGGGAGUAUAUAUAGUAAGCAGUUUGUAUCUAGUUAAUUGAUUAUUUAUAUGGUACCUAUAAAGAGUUACCAAAAAGGAAGUCUUUCCAGUAGCUAGUGCAGUAGCUCAGUAUAUUAGUCAACCCAUCCAUUGACCUUCUCCGAGAGAAGGUUGUUGUAAGAAAUUACCCAGCUCUGCUUGGGUGAUGCCUGUUCUUUCCUGCCUAUUGCAUGUUGGGCUGCUAAUCAUGAGUAGAUGCUUCAGUGCAGGUACUCUCAGAGAGUCAGGGAGAAGUCAAUGAAGCAAAGUCAGAAUCUCCCAAAAGAAAGAGUGAAAUACUUGUGUGUAUGUAUUUAGGUGUGUACGUGUGAAUGUGAGUGUGAGUCUUUCAAGUGCUUCCUAAUUUGUAAUUUGUAGGUUGUUAUUGACCUACAUUUCUUAUGUAAUGAAGUAACCUUAUGGGACAUACUGUAUUAUAAGAAAUAAGCCCCACAUCUACAGUAUAUAUUUAUUUUAAAUUAUUAUGUUCUCCAUAUUUGUAACCAUUUGAAAAAAAAAAAUCCCAUACUACCCACAGCAUGAUGUCACAAGGUAUCAACAUUAAGGUAAGCCUACAAUUUGUUUUGUAUGUUUUUGUGUACUAAUGUAUCAUGCAGCUUUACAUUAUAAUUGUGAGUACUUCUCUGUAAGGAUAGACAAAAUAAAUUGUUCAUUCUUCCGCCACACCAUUGGGUUCUGUUUCUGAGGCACCUGCACUGGGUUAUAAAUAGAAAACGUAUUUGUGGAUCCAACUGCAAAAAUCUACAGAUGUACCAUGCAUUUUGAAUGGUUUUCUCAGAAGAACUUUGAUUGAAUUUUGUCUGGCCGUUAAUUUUAACAUAGCAGUAUUUGUUCAUUGUGAUACGAAUGAUUCUCAUAUUGUGUCACUUGAAAUCUGGUGUUGCUGCAGUCUUGUGACAUCGGCUGCAAGCAGGGUUGGGGAAGUUUUCUGAAGCUAUAGGCCCUCAACGUGAAAAUGUUAGAGCAGUUUUACUUGCAGUCCCAAGACUGAGCUAUUUGCUUCCAGCUUCCAGGAAGAACAACAGUAUAUUUAUUGAGUUACAUCUGCUGAUUCUGUAUUUAGCUUAGUUUAACAGAGAAUAAAGGCAGAUAGUAUGCCAUGAAUUGUAACAAUAUACAUAAAUCAGUAUUAUAAGUUAUUGAAUUUUACAAGCCCAAGCAAAGUUAAUUUUUGCUUUACAAGAGCGAUGUGUGGUAAAUGUAGCUGAAAAGUGUGACAAAGGAAAAAAUAAGAAUAUUGUCAAUGAUUAUUUUAUUCGCAGUAUUAGCAUCUGAUCUAAAGCAAAUCCAAAGCAAAAUCUAAGGCUUAAAAUAAGGCCUGUUUUGAGCCCUUCUAUACAGCCAUACAUGAUGUAUUACUGUAAUACAAGAUAAAUCAAUACUACUUUAAACAGAGAUAAGGAAAAUGAUUUUCUUUAACAUAGCAAAUUAUAAAGAAAGACUGGUACACCUACAUGACUAUGGAACUUUUCCUUAUGUUACAAACAUGCCUCAUCCAAGCCUGUUUAGUUGGUCACCAGAGAGUGGAUGGAGGUCACCUUUAGCUGUUUCUUGCAUGCAACAUGUAAGUAAUCCUUGACCUUCUACAUUCUGAAUCACCCAUGUAGUUAAACUACUUCUAUAAGCAUGGCAUAUUGUUUUAUUUCUGCAAACAAGAUUCACAAUAAAAGAAUCCCUCUUGAAAGCAAAUAGAAUCAGUCUUCUUUUUGAUUGCUUACCUUAGGUAAGGUAGUGCUAAUCAAAGUCUGUAAAACCAGACGUAUUCUGAUGAAUAUGAUACUACACAGAUUUAUCCAAUAAUCGUAUUCAAAUGAUGGUUCUUUGUUAUGUGAUCCAAAUUGUUUAUUAGUAGGAAAUGCACUCCUUAGAUUUAAGUUAUUGUGGGAUAUUAGCUAUACAGUCCUUGCCACUGAACACAUUUGACCAAUUUUGUAUUUUUGUAACAAUGAUAUAAUGCAACCUUAUUUCUGAUAUUUCCAUGCUUGCCAAUUUACCAGAUUCCAUGUAAACGUAAACUUGUGUUCUAUUGGUGACUAAUAAAUAUCAUAUUUGUUUUUCACAAUGAACUGGGUUUAAAUGAUGUGGACAGUAAAAUGCUGUGAAACAGAACUUACAGUGCACUUUCCUCUGUAAAGAGCACCAACACAAAUCUUCAAAAGCAAUUAAAUUGUUAAAAAAUACAUAUGUGGAUUGCAAUAGUUUAUUGCUAAUACUUCUUCAGCACAGUAUGGUAAACUUUGCUUUUAAGUAUUUUUAAUAUAAUUUAAUAUAACAUUUUAAAUUAUAUGUAUUUGUUGUUUUCUUUUUAGUUUUUAAUUAAAUUUAAAUAUACUGUUUUAAUGUAUGUGGUUUACUUAUCAAUACACCCUGAUCAAUUCAAUUUUGUUUUGUAAAGAAUGACAGAUAUGAAGAAUGUGAAUUAGUGAGUUGUCAAAAACAAGGAUUUUGCUGCAAAAAACGGAGAUUUUCAGAAAAGUAGUUUGUGUAUGGGCAGACUUAAUCAUUAUGGAAUAUCUGUAAAUACAUGAAUGUUUCCCAAUGUAAAAAAUAAAAUAAAAUACUAAACAAUUAUACAUUUUGUAUUAUUGUUGUUGCAGGAAUAUGAAAACAGUGCAGCAUUAAAGCUGUCCUUUAAUGCAAUUACAUAUGUUGUAAGAGAGUUUCAUUAUUUUGGUUCUGUCUUUAGUCUUGAAUCUUUUGCAGGGUCAUAACUCAAAAUUCCUGCCUAGAUAACCCUUGAAGAUGAACAUUAUCCCA
Acipenser ruthenus (sterlet) is the source of this 7309-nucleotide messenger RNA. Its product is annotated as disks large-associated protein 1-like. Gene Ontology annotation, molecular function: molecular adaptor activity. The transcript has 13 exons. Lineage: Eukaryota; Metazoa; Chordata; Actinopteri; Acipenseriformes; Acipenseridae. Gene Ontology annotation, cellular component: postsynaptic specialization; glutamatergic synapse. Gene Ontology annotation, biological process: signaling. Bases 495 to 3443 code for a protein of 982 amino acids. The record is from RefSeq and is a predicted model, not a curated record.